Venturia canescens is the source of this 2733-nucleotide messenger RNA. RefSeq lists its product as uncharacterized. Bases 34 to 2733 code for a protein of 899 amino acids. The transcript is spliced from 2 exons. NCBI's taxonomy places the organism in Eukaryota, Metazoa, Arthropoda, Insecta, Hymenoptera, Ichneumonidae. Gene Ontology annotation, molecular function: nucleic acid binding. The record is from RefSeq and is a predicted model, not a curated record.
UCCUAACCUGUGCACAAUUACGAUCUAUACACAAUGGAAUCAAAAAAGUGUUUGCAACUAAUAAGCUUGAUGAAAAAAGCCUAUAAAUUAUUAAAAAAUGCAUCCGGUGAUCAAGUAGAUAAAUGGAUGAAAUAUGGAACUCGUAAUAUCAAAUUAUUAAAUAAAAUAUUGAAAAAUUGUGAUCUAUCGAGUGGUGAAAAAACGAAAAUUCAAACAACUAUAUCAUUGCUCAUAUCAUUGCGUGAAAAAUUCAAGAAUGAUCAGAGACGUGGUGGAAAUAUUGGCGCGCGUGAAAAAACGACUGAUCGUAUUCGCUGGGUAGAUCUCGAAACAGCUUUUAACAGUCGUAUCCGAACCGGUGCAGUGGUGAAUCUCCUUCACAAGGAUCUGAGAUCAUUCCUGUAUGAUGCAAAAGUAUCCACAGUUAAAAGAUUAGCAAAUUUAAUACAAAAAGUGGGAAAUCUGAAAGUGAACGUUGUAUUGGCGUGUGAAUUUUCUACAAUGAAAAAUGGUGAAAUAAUCGAAGAGAAGAAAUUUUUCAAUACGAGAAAUGAAGCAAUCCUCGCCGCUACAGACAUUAAAAGAUGGUUCGAUGAAAAUGUAACGGAUCAGCUGUUGACGAAAAUUGAGGAAUUUCAAGAACGUGAUUCCGGUUGGUCGUUGCGUGAAAUCAUAAACCUCGUAGUCAAUAUCAAUCAGUACUCACCGUUGCGUGGAGCUUUGUCAACAUUUGUUACGUUGCCUCACGACAUACAGAAGAAGAAGGCUGUCGUAAAUAUAAAAAACGAUGAUGAAUUUUGUUUUCUGUGGGCUGUGACAGCAGCCCUUCAUCCAAUGCAUAAGAAUGUAGAUAAACUUAGUUCAUACUCCCAAUAUUUAUCAGAGCUUAAGCAUGACGGUAUAAACUUUCCAAUUACUUUAAACAGUAUUCCUAAAUUUGAAAAAAUGAAUAAUUUGACAAUCAACGUAUAUGGUAUUGAAAAAUGCAAACAAAAAAGUGAAAUUGUACCGUUAUACUUGAGCAAAAAUAAAUCGGAAAAACCAACGAUUCACCUUCUCAUGGUGGCGAGUAAUAUUGGUAUGGAAGUGGAUGAUGAGAACAAUUUCCAACCAAUUUAUCACUUUGCUUGGAUUCGUAAUUUGUCGCGUCUACUGAGUUCACAGGUAACAAAUUAUAAUCAACACACAUGGUUCUGUGAUAACUGCUUGAAUCACUUCAAACUGCAAAGUUCUUUUGAAAAUCAUAAACGCGAUUGCUUGAGUCUAAAUAAGGCGAAAAUGGUGUUACCGGACGAAGAAAACAAAAUAUUGAAAUUCAAAAAUUAUCGGUACAAAGAAUCAGUACCAUUCGUUGUGUAUGCCGAUCUCGAGAGUAUUCUCGAAUCAACUGGAAAUGAUAUACAGUGUCAAAAGCAUGUCCCACACAGUGUAGCGUAUUAUUUACAAUGUGCCUUUGACGAGACGCUCUCAAAUUUUGCAAUAAAACGUGGAUCUGAUUGUAUCGAGUGGUUCAUCGAUCAAUUAUUGUUAAUAGCGCAAAUGGUUGAUUCUCGCGUGAAUAAUAUCUUGCCUAUGAAACCGCUCACAACCGACGAAAAAAUAGCGUAUAAAAAUGCUGAAAUGUGUCAUAUCUGUGAGCAGCCAUUCACUCACACUGAUGUGAAGCACCGUGAUCAUUGUCAUUUUACUGGUAAGUAUCGCGGUGCUGCGCAUCAAGGGUGUAAUUUGAACUAUACCAAGUCCCACACCAUUCCAAUAGUUUUUCACAAUCUCUCCGGCUACGACUCACAUUUUCUCAUUAAAUCUCUGGCUACACGAUUCGAUGGUACGGUUAAACUUCUUCCAAUUAAUAAAGAUAGAUAUAUUUCUUUCACAAAAUACGUCUCAGGCACAAAUGUAAAUUUACGCUUCAUCGAUUCAUUCAGGUUCAUGCCAAGCAGUCUUGACAAAUUGUCAUCUUACCUGAAUGACCAUGAUAAAUCGAUUACCCGAAAACACUGUAAUAGUGUGGAGGAGUUCAAAAUGCUCUCAAGAAAGGGAGUAUUUCCUUAUGAAUACAUUGAUUCUUGGGAAAAACUCGAUGAAAAGCAGUUGCCAUCAAAAGAGCAUUUUUAUUCAAAACUCAACAACGAGGAAAUCUCCGACCAAGACUACGAUCAUGCAAUGAAAGUUUGGAAUGCGUUCAAAAUCACCUCAUUAGCUGAAUAUUCGGAUUUAUAUUUGAAAACUGAUGUACUGCUUUUGGCUGACAUAUUUGAAAAUUUUCGACGCAACUGCUUUUCUACUUACAAAUUGGACCCUCUGCAUUAUUUCACGGCUCCGGGACUUGCUUUUGAUGCGAUGCUCAAGUGUACCGGAGUGGAGCUUGAGCUUCUCACUGAUGUUGAGAAAAUUUUGUUUAUCGAGAGUGGUCUUCGCGGUGGAGUAGCACAGUGCUCGAACCGAUAUGCUCAAGCAAACAAUAGAUACAUGAAUGAAAAAUUCGAUCCAAGCAAAGAGGAAACAUAUCUCAUGUACUUUGACGUGAAUAAUCUGUACGGUGGAGCUAUGAGUCUGUUUUUACCCUAUGAUGGUUUCGAAUGGAUAUCGCAUAUAGAUAUAUUCAACGUUCCAGAUGAUUCGCCUAUUGGUUACAUACUCGAAGUAGACUUGGAAUACCCUGAAGAACUUUUCGAGCUACAUAAAGAUCUCCCACUUUGUCCGGAACAUUACACACCACCCAAUAAAUUCUAA